CUCUCUCAGCAACAGAAAUGAGAGGGUGAGAGAAAGAGAGAGAGAGAGGGGGGAAACAGCUAUCGUUUGCCCAGACUUGUGGAGAGACAAGAGUGAGAGAGUAAGUGAAAGAGAGGGAGGUAGAGAGAGAAUUAGAGAGAGAGUGACUGACAGCAGGGGUGAGGAGCAGAUGAGAGGAGAGUUCACAAACUAUUGCAAAGCGUUGGAACAACCACCAGACCUCCAGUUCAAACAUGUCAGGACAGCAGCACUGGACGCUUCUGGCCGUCAUGGCCCUCCUGGUCCUCACAGUGACAGCAGGCGAGGGGGGGAUAGCUGAGAAACAAGGGAAGAAGGAGCGUAAGUCGGACUGUGGGGAAUGGCAGUGGAGUGUGUGCGUGGCCAACGAGGGUGACUGCGGCCUGGGCACCAGGGAGGGCACACGCACUGGCACCGACUGCAAGCAGACCAUCAAGACCCAGCGCUGCAAGAUCCCCUGUAACUGGAAGAAGCAGUUUGGAGGUGUGUGUGAAUGCAAGUUUGACUUCCAGGCCUGGGGAGAGUGUGACUUGGUGACAGGGAAGAAGAACCGGACUGGGGUGCUGAAACGCGCUCUCAUGGAUGCCACCUGUCCUAACACUGUGAGCGCCACCAAGCCCUGCGGCAAGAUCCCCAAGACCAAGCAAGAUGCCAAGAAGCCGAAGCGGGAUGGGAAGAAGAGGGAGCGCACUCCGAUGGACUAGUGGUGCAUCAUGGGAAUCAGGAAAUGGAAGUUGAUGCUUAUACUGCCCUAUCUCAGCAUGGUUCCUAUUUGUUUGUCCUGUAGGUUUAUAGGGGCCUGUAGCAGCUACACAACAAAGAGUUGGAUAGUAGUGAUAAAAUGUAUUUCUUUCCAAAUUUCUCAUAGGAAAAUCUUGUAGGCGAUUUCAUACUUUGCGUGAAUAAUACAAAUUAAGCAUUUCUUACUAAAAUGCUUACCUUAUAACAUUUUUCAGGGUCAUAUUGUUCAUAUUACAUAACAUCCUUUUUGUUUGAGGUGACAAAACGAUUCUCACUCAAAUAAAAAAUAAUUUCUUGCAUGUCUUGAUUUAAAGCAGCUUAAAGUUAAAACCUCAUGGGGUUUUAAAGGUUAUUUUGCUGGUACCCUCAACAGCAAAAUUGCUAACAACUUUUCUAACAGUUUUUGAGGGUGUACAUUAAUAAGAAACAUAAGUACUCAUUGAUGUAAAGGAAAUUCCUUUCCUAAUGUUAUCUACAGUGAAAGAUGUAAACUUUUGUCAACUUUUGUAUAAAUUAGCUAAUGUUCUGUACAGCUGUUAGUGUGUAAGAGCUUGUGUCCAGUAUUAGUUCUGGUUCUCCUGCUAUUAUACCUCACUUUGUAGUUCCCCCGCUCUCCAGUUGAACUCAGAAUAAAACUGUUAUUGUAGUUUACAACUGGAGUUGACCUGUCCUAAUCAUCGAUUACAUUAAAAAACAACAACUUUGAAA
Messenger RNA from Oncorhynchus nerka (sockeye salmon), 1467 nucleotides. RefSeq names its product pleiotrophin-like. The record is from RefSeq and is a predicted model, not a curated record. The transcript has 5 exons. Gene Ontology annotation, molecular function: growth factor activity. Lineage: Eukaryota; Metazoa; Chordata; Actinopteri; Salmoniformes; Salmonidae. The coding region runs from base 234 to 722 and encodes 162 amino acids.